AUGUCUUCUGACGAUGCUUCAUCACCUUCCAAUUACAAACACGCAACAUCUAGUUUCGCAGACGUUUUCAGAUCAUUAGGCGUUGCCCGUUCAAAAUCGCUUUCGCCAAUUUUAGGGAGAGAGAACAGUGAUACAUUGUCGCAAGCGUCGGAUGGACAUAGGAAUAGCUGGAUCGCUCUUGGGCUUGAAUCAAUGCAUCGCGGCAGUGUUGUUUCCAGCUCUUCAGACGCUUCUGGUGCGCCAGAUUUCGAGACGUCUAUAAGGAACCUGGCGCAGAAACAAAACCUAGCUCAUGCGAUCGACGAGGCAGAGCAUGUGGCAAAGUCGCUUCACUGGUUUACUUCCGAGCAAACUCUAGCUCUGUGGGAGGCUGGCUCGUAUUUGAUUCAUCAUGCGACCUCUCCUGAAGCCCGGAGAAGUGGCUCGCUAUUAAUGGAAGCUAUCGCAGCGCGCCAAGACCUAUCUCCAACAGCAAGAAGAGCGGUCUUUGAGUUGAUAUCAUGUCCCUCGGAGGCCGACGUAGUGCCUGCGCGUGUGAUCUCGUUGAUUUCUCUUUCUGAUCAUGGAAGGAAGUUAGAGUUCGCUUCUUCUUCUUCCAUUAUUCCAAUCAUCUCGUCAUGUGUGGUUCCGCUCUAUGACCUGAUUUCAACCGCUCGACUAAAAGCGAGAAAAGCCAAGAUCGCGAAAGCUAAUGGACUCGCCUAUGAUGAUGCAAUCCUAGAUGACUUGCUGCAGUUUGCUGUUGACUUAAUCACGUUACAGAGGAAACCCCCAAAUAGCGAAGAGGUUCGAUCGUUGCUUGAUCAACUCUUUAUUAUCUGCAAGAAGACAAGCGUUGCAGCUGACAUCAAAAACUCUUUGGCUGUGUUUGAGGCUAUAAUUCUCUAUUCAGAUGUCCCGGAUGAAAGCUUCGUUCCAUUGCUAGAGGUUCUAUGCAAUAUCUAUGCCUCGGUCAAGUCGCUGUCUGGCCCCACGUCACGGACCGUGCGUAAUCUCGCAAGGUCAAGGAGGCAGGAUGAAAUGGUGAAUAGUCUCUACGGGUUUUUACUUGGAUCUUCCGAAGAGCAAGGGCGAAACCUGAACAUCCUGCGUGGUACGGUACAUGUAUUCACUGAUCUUAUCCGCGCGUAUGGUCAGGAUGGUAUGCCUCGGCUUCAGUUUGAGCAGUUGAUGGACUCUCUACUAGUUGUCCUAAAGAAGGACGACGGCAGGCUGGAAGCAGACGUUCUAGAUCUGUGUCUGAAUGCUCUUGAGGGCGAGUUUUCGCACGUGGCUCUAGAAAGAGAUUGGUCGAUUUUUAUCAACAUAAUUGUCUCAUGUUCGCUCAGAGCUGUUGACGAAUCCGGAGACUGUUCAGCCUCAAGCUCCAGUUCGCAGCUAUCUUACCCAAGAGCCAGUGUGUUGGACGAUACAAGGGCCAGCAUUUUAGCCAACAUUAUUCAAAUCGCCUCUGCUUUAGAGACUGUUUGGGAGCGCAUGAACAGACAGCAAAGACUGGAAGCCACGCGUUUCCUGAUGAAUGUCUGUCAACAUGUAGAGCCUCCCCAGGCUGAGCUUAUCUUGAAUACAAUGAGGGGUGAAAGGCUUUGUUUCCCUGAGAACCCUGACUGGGUACGGCAUUGUCAGAGGUUGAUCCGCUGUUUCGUUCGAUCUCGCACUAAACCAUCAGAAAUUCGCAUCCUAGCUUUGGAUACGGUAAAUGAGGCUUUCACGAACUACGAGAAUCUGUCCCAAUUUCGAGCGCACGGGCUUCUUAAUUCCAUGCUGGAAAACUUCUCUGAUGAGGAUGAUAUCUUGUUCCUCGAGUCACUCGUAUCGUUUGUUGUCGACACUUCUAUCCUUGUUGAUGAUGAAACUUCCUUCGUUUUAUUAGUAGACACUCUGGGUUCUCCGAUGACUCAGGCCUCGGAGAGACCAGUAGACUCUCGCUUAACAGUGCUCAAGGUGCUAUUUAGGCUCCGCUGCGACUCUUCAGGCUCUAUCGCAGUCCUCUCUGUCUCUGAGAAUGACUUCUUGAUGAAUGUUUCUGCUCGAAAUGCUGAUUCCGGCCCCAAGCCGCACACUACUGUUGACGACCACACAGGAGAAUACAGUGCAGAUAAUGAUAACCAGAGGACAUCGAUUUCGGGUAAACUAUCAACGAAAGACAAUGCUAGUAUUUCCUCAAAGUCUUCUGGGCGAAAUACAGGUAUCCCUCUACGUGCGUCGAAGUUGACGCCACCAGCCUGGACACAUACGUCCUCCCAGGUACUUCCUGAACAACCACCCGAUGAAUCAAGUCCGUUUGUAUAUGCUUAUACGACAUCCGACACAUCCCAUCAUCUAGAAUCGGAUCCAGCGCAGAAGGUUGCAUUAAAAGCCAACAUGUGGUUAGAAACUGUCAUCUCGCUGUUGCAUCGCGAUACCAACUGGGAGAUUUACAGCUAUGUUCUAACUCAUCUCGCACCACAGCUUCGCAACAAGGAUUUCUUUAGUAACGCAGUUCCUCAAGUCAAGCUGUUGCGUAGUAUACUGUGUGAUCAGGUCAAGAACGAUUCCUUCCGUGAACCCCCGGCGUCGACUGGCGUGAAAAAGACCGAUGUGGCGGGAUAUAUAUUCGACACCUUGUGCGUACUAAUUGGCUAUCAUGAAUUCUUCGCUAAAAGCGAAGAAGACGAACUUGUGCGUUCGUUUAUGAUGGGCAUUAUUGGAUCCUGGGGAGGUACUUCUCGUGGAUGCAUUCACGCCCUUUCCGUCUGCUGUCAUGAAAUCCCUCUCUCUGUGACAAAAUCAUUGAACGGGAUCCUUGACAAGAUGUCGAAAGUGAUCACAUUGGCCAACCUUGCAGUACAUAUUCUGGAAUUCCUUGCAUUACUCGCACGAUUACCUGACGUUUAUGUCAAUUUGCGCGAAGAGGAGAUCCGUACUGUCUUCGGCAUCUGCAUUCGCUUUCUACAGACUUCUCGAGAACAGCGCUUCAAAGCUUCCGAGUCAACAAAUCGGAACCCUCAGAUGUCCGCGAAACUCGGAAGUGGCGUGCGAGAGACUGCUGCUCUUCCUGCUGAAAUGUCGGACCCAUCUCUUCAAGACGGAAUGUCAAGAUAUAUUUAUACCCUAACGCACCACGUUAUGGUGUUUUGGUUCUUAUCGUUAAAAUUACAAGACCGGGCCAAGCAUGUCAAUUGGAUCACUAGCAGGCUUAUAUUCAGGGAUGAACACGGAAAAGAAAUGGUCGAAGAACAGAGUCAAGUUUUUCUUGACUUGAUGCAAAGGGUUGCUUUUACCGAUUUAGGCGAGACUAUUCCAUAUGCAACAUUCCCCCCAAGUCCGGCGGAUGGCCCUGUAUCAAAGAAGUCAUGGGUGGUGGGCAUGAGCAUAGUCACUGUGGAAAUAGCUGGUGUGUCCGGCCUAACUCAAAUCACGAAGAGGCAGGCAUCAGGAACUACGUAUGCCAUGUACCAGCAACGGACUGCUCCUGUCCUUCCACAUCAGGUUCCUCCAACACCUGAUGCUCAUCUGCAUGGUGAUGGCAUGCGCACUGCUGUCCUUCCCAGUCACGUCAUGCUUCAGCUAACAACUACGGCUUUUCCUACACCGACCGCAAUGCAGCCAGUUCCCCUGCCCGAGGAUGACAUCACCCGUCGGGCACUCAGUACCUUCGACCGAAAUGAUAUCGUGGAUGGACACAAGAUCGGCGUCAUCUACAUUGAUGAUCGUCAGAUGACCGAGGCAGAUAUUCUUUCCAACACUAGUGGUAGCCCCGACUAUGAGUACUUUCUGUCAAGACUUGGAACGAAGGUUCCCCUCAGAGGUGCUCAAUUCAAUACACAGGGGUUGCACCCCGAUAUCGAUGGGGAAUCUACCUACGCCUGGCGUGACCGAGUCACGGAAAUCGUGUACCACGUAGUGACAAUGAUGCCUACCAAUUUCGACAACGACCCUUCCUGCAUCAACAAAAAACGCCACAUAGGAAAUGAUUUUGUCAACAUCAUUUUCAAUCGGUCAAAUAUUCCGUUCAACUUUGAUACAAUUCCAUCACAGUUCAAUUUUGUGAAUAUCGUUAUUAGUCCUGUGUGCCGUAUCGCGAAUGGGGUUGAGCCUGCAAACAUGGACCCGGAGGGCUACGAGAAGCUCUUUUACCACGUCCAGGUAAUGAGCAAACCUGGCUUUCCCGAGAUCUCACCUGCUGCUGCGCCCAAGAUAAUUUCCGGAAAGAAUCUGGCUGCCUUUGUACGCUUUCUUGCCUUAAACGCGUCAGUAUUUUCGCUAGUCUGGAAUAGCCAAGGAGGCGAGCAUAUUUCCUCUUGGCGAAACCGGUUACGGGAGAUCAAAAGACUUCGGGAACGAGCUUUAGGUUCUCAGACUCAGACUUCUGAUGCCGCAGAGGGAGCUUAUCCCGGCCAACGCCGCAACACGAAGGCUAACAUAUUCUCCGAAGAACUGCCAUCACGUAGUACCCCUGCACAGUCAGAUUUUGCUACCGACUGGAAUGCGUCUGCGGAUGCCAACAUCCUCCAAAACUUGGAUUUCUCUCGAUGGGGACGGUGA
Aspergillus oryzae RIB40 is the source of this 4527-nucleotide messenger RNA. RefSeq names its product putative GTPase activating protein (Tsc2). NCBI's taxonomy places the organism in Eukaryota, Fungi, Ascomycota, Eurotiomycetes, Eurotiales, Aspergillaceae. Bases 1 to 4527 code for a protein of 1508 amino acids. The record is from RefSeq and is a predicted model, not a curated record. Gene Ontology annotation, biological process: negative regulation of TOR signaling; regulation of small GTPase mediated signal transduction; positive regulation of GTPase activity. The transcript has 2 exons. Gene Ontology annotation, cellular component: cytoplasm; nucleus; TSC1-TSC2 complex. Gene Ontology annotation, molecular function: GTPase activator activity.